GAUCCUUUCCCAGUGCGGAAAGUCAGUGUCGCGCAGAAAAUGCCGUGUUGGCUGCUCUCAGGUUUCUCUCUGGUUCGAUGAUGUUAUUAAGAGGGUGCUGCUAGCGUACGCCGCACAGUGGAUUCCUUUGAUUCCUCUGUUUCUAGCUGCUUCUCGAAGGAAGGCAAGCAGCAGAAGGAAUAAGCACUCACACUUUCAAGCCACCUUUCGUUUCCUUCAAUUUAAAAUAUGGUUUAUUUACAUUUCCCACCGAAUAAAUACACGGACGAGGAGCAAAUGUUGCAACUUAAAUACAACAAACUUAAAAGGAAGGUGUGUAAGGUUACAUCUGUAUUACAGGUUAUGUGUAAAUUUGAGAAAAAAGCGCUGCAAGAUCUUAAGGCUCCUAAGCAAGAAGCAGAACGUAUUCCUCAAGCGCCAAAACGACCGACGGAAGCGAGAGAUGCACGCGAAGUUGCCAAGAAAUUAAUUAAAUCUGGUGUAAUUACAGCUCCGAAAACACCUAAGCGGCCAGAACAAAGUUUCAAAAGGCCUCGUGGAUUAGAGAGGAAAUUAAACAGUACAGAAAAAACUAUUAGCUCUUAUCAACCAUUUUCAGCCACUCAGUUGGAAGAAGAAGAAACAGAAGCGGCAAGACCAAGAGUAAAAGACUUGUAUGAUAGUUUUGUCAGUGCUGAAAGCACCGAUGAUAAGAAUACCGUUGAUACACAAUCUGUAACCAAGCCAGAUAUUAAGCCACGUGGAGGAAAUACAAUAUUUGUAUGUGGUUAUAAAAUAACAGAGGAUUAUCUUAAGAAACAUUUCCAAAGUUUUGGAAAUAUCAUCAAUAUCUCGAUGGAAGUAGAGAAGAAUCGCGGCUUUAUAACUUUUGAGAAGGCUGAUGCAGCUGAAAGAGCAAUCAGUGAAAUGGAUGGCAGUAUGGUCUCAUCAAUUCAGUUAAAAGUAUCAUUAGCAAGAAGACAACCUAUAAUCGAACCAGUCACUGAUAUGUCCAGCUCUAUGUGGUCACCAAUUGCAGCUAAUUAUUCUCAAAAAAGUGUGCACAAAGAUAGGCGGGAUCUUAAAGUAUACGAAGAGGAUCUCUUUCAAUAAAUGAAGGUACAAAUAUCUUGGCUCUGUUGCUAUUUUGUACAAUAUGUAAAUUACAUGUUUGCUUGAAUAUAUUCUAUAUCUGUUAGAAAAACUAUUGCUAUUUAUCCCGAACAUAUAGCACUUUAUUGCCGUAGAAAUGUGGAGAACGCGAAAUGUACAAGUUUAUACUCAAGUAGAUCCUCUCAUAAUAAUUAUAUAUCAGGCAUUUUGUACACUUCGGUAUAAAUAUAUACAUCUGACAUGCUUGGCAUAAUUACAUAAUUAUGUAUAUUUGGCACAAUAUAUAUGAUACAAUAUAUAUAUAUUUUUUUACAAACUCGUCUUUCGCUUUAUUUCGA
This is a messenger RNA of Harpegnathos saltator (Jerdon's jumping ant), 1430 nucleotides long. It is a transcript of the gene Nelf-E, whose product is annotated as negative elongation factor E. The record is from RefSeq and is a predicted model, not a curated record. Gene Ontology annotation, biological process: negative regulation of transcription elongation by RNA polymerase II. The coding region runs from base 229 to 1092 and encodes 287 amino acids. NCBI's taxonomy places the organism in Eukaryota, Metazoa, Arthropoda, Insecta, Hymenoptera, Formicidae. The transcript is spliced from 4 exons. Gene Ontology annotation, molecular function: RNA binding. Gene Ontology annotation, cellular component: NELF complex.